AAUGUGAAAUGAUCUAUAACCUUCACGAAUGUUACGAAGCGUGCACAAUCCGUUAUGAUCCGUUAGAAGAUCUAAUCAGAUCUAAUAUUCGAUUCGAAAGAUGUCCAAUUUAGACGAGAAAAUAAAAAAAUGGAUUGAAUUGAUUCAAACGAAAGAUUUGAACCCGGUAAUAGAAGAUAUUCAGGUACACGUUCCCCUGAGACUAACUGAAACAACAAACAAACAAAUUUUUAAAUUGUUGUUACAUUUGUCGCACACCGCAGACAAAUGUAGCAAAGAGAAUUGUACUAUAGGAGAUAAGAUUCACAAGUUGACGCGUUUAUUGUGCUCAACUUUAAUUGAAAUACCGGAUAGCAAUAAGUUUGUCUGUAGCUUGUUUCACAUAGUUCGUUGUUUGUUAACAUUAUGUAUGUAUAAAGAGGCAUUCGAUGUGUGUUCUUGUUUAAAGACGGAAGCGCUAUGUCAUUCCAAUGAAAAUGUGAGCAAUAUACUAGUAAAAAUAGCUUAUUUAUGGUAUAUGGCUGUCAAUAACGCGUUCCUUACUCUACAAAAUGAUCCAUCGAAUUUGAAACAUUAUUACAAUUUAAGGGUUGUUAUAAAUCACGAAUUAGAUAUAAUACAAGUAUCGCAUAAAAAUUAUACAAAGCAGUUGCUUACGAAGAUAAGUUCAUAUUUAGAUAAAAUUGCAUCGACAAGCAAAGAACCGAACAUAUACUUUACAGAUUUCUAUAGAUUUAUAAGCGAAUAUUUAAAUCAAACAUCAAUUUCCUUAAUCGAAGACGAGAAGAAUGGUCUAUCUCAACACAUGUUCCAUAUAGUAAGCAGAAUUGUGUGCGAAAAUAUAAAUGAAAAGUGCCUCGAAUCUGGGAUAUUCAGUUCAACGCUUAUACCUUUGAAUACCAUAAGCGAUUACUUUAAAACAAUUCUAACGAAAAACGAGGAAUGUUAUCAAUGUUUCCAGCAAUUUCAAUGCUUCUAUCUAAUAUUUCUGAAACCAGUUGAACAUUUAGUCAACAGCGACGCAGAAAGUAUUCGAGAUCUAUGCGAUAAUUAUACGAAACUUUCAAAACAAUACGGAUAUACAGGAUCCAUUAAAUGGAUGACGUUUAGUAUCGUUCAAAUUUUAGAUCCAUUGCUUUUGUAUUGGGAGGCGUGUAUAAAGAAUGGAAAAAAGGCUUUCCUUGAAAAUGGUAUAUUACUGGAAGUAAUGAAUUUAGUUGCACACAUGACCCUGUGCUUUAUAGAACAAACACCGAAUAAAUGUAAAUCUUGCUUAGAUAAAGAUUGUAUGGUGAAACGAGAUAUAUACAACGCGAUAGUAAUAAAAACCAGAUGUAUCAUGGUGAUCAUUAAGCUUUCUGAGAAUGAUUUGUCGAGAGAUAUUUGCAAGCUUGCAAGAAAAUUUUUGGAGCAGAACAUAGGAUAUAUUCACGAAAUGAAAAAAUCCAAGUGCAAGAGUUGGACGUACCUGUGGUCCAACUGUGGCUCUUUAAUUUACAAUUUGAUUAUUAUGUCCGAACGCAUUUACGAAGAAAGCGUGUCUUUAAUCUCUCUGUUACUGACCGCCAUCCUAGAAUUCGAAGGUGUUCAACAGAAGUCUCGAUACAUCAAACUUCAAAACCCUUUGUCCGCAACAUUGCAUAGACUGUGCUGUCUUCAUUACAAUCGCGGUAUGUACAGAGAAGCUAUGACUGCUGCCGCGUUAAAUGCUUUGUUGAGUUACAACGAUCCAGAUACGAAAGCAUUUCAAAUGUGGGCAUACAUCAAACAUAAGUCCGUAACUUCCAAAGAGAUAAUGGAAACGACCAUGUUGGCUUGCUUGAAGGCGGACGAAGCGAGAAUAAAGGAGCUAGGACUAUCAAUCGACUUUUCCCAAUACGAUCUCGUCGCAAUGUGUUUAAGAGAAGCGAAAGGUUUGCAAGAAGCAAAGGUGAAUCUUUCGGUAGCUAUUCGCAAAGUUCUCGACGAGAUGACAUUAUUAAAAGUAAAUCCGAUGCAAUACGCUCGCGCUGUACAAAUGUUAGCGUAUCAUUUGCUGAACUUUGAUUUCGACAACGAAAAUCUAGAUUGCGUUCAACGUGCUCUGUCCAUGCUGAAAAAAUCGAAAACGUACAGUACUGUUAUGUGCUUGCAAGCCAAUUUAGAGUUUCAUGUUUUUGUAAAACAAUUACGCGUUACGAAUAGGAAGACCAAAACAGAGAUGGAGAAUACAAAGUUCGCGUUGUACGCGCAAAAAUUGUCGGAAAUUGGAGAAAACAUGUCUGGAGACGUGGUACCUGCUUAUAGCAUGGUAAAUAUCAAGGAAGAUUCUAGGAUUCGGUCGUACUUGGAAGUACCUUUAAAGAAAUGGACCAAGUGCUUGAAACAAAACGUUGACGAAAUUGUUAAAAGCGACGAGCCAAGAAUAACGCUUCACACCUUGAUAAUAGCUGGCGAAUACGCUCGUUUGUAUCGUUACGAGGAAUGCGAGAUAAACAUAUGGAAACUUGCGUACAAAUUAGCAUUCGCAUUGCAAGAUAAUUCCGCUAUCAUUUAUAUUACAGGUCGUAGUAUCUCGUCGAGAGAAAUCGAUCGCAAGUGGAUUACCACUGCCAAAGAGCUUGCUGUCAAACUUAAAGAUACGAACGAUAAGAACAUCGUUUAUGCGAUCGCGGUUUUUUGGAUAAGUUUGUCAGAUUUUUACUUUGAAUGUGGUAUCCACGACAAAGCCAGAAACUUACUCGAUGAAUCCAAGAAGCUGAAAGGAAUAUCUUUCGGCUCGAAUAUAGCUGUAUAUUUAUACAGCUUAGAUAGGAUCUUAUGCAAUUGUUAUCUGUACAAGGAAGACGUAACGUACGAGGAAUACAGUCGAUACAUCGUUGAGAGUUUGUACACUAUGAUCACUUUGAGCGAGGAACUAUCAUUGAGGAAAUGGAAACCUCAAGACAAACAUUUGUUUGGCCUGGACAUCCUGUUGUCCGCGACAGUAAAUCUAUCUCUGCGAAUAAAUAGUUCGCUGUCUUUUCGAGAAAUCGGCAGUCACCUGGUGCGACGAUUACGAACAGCGCAAGCAAUAGGAGCGACCAUAAGGGUCGCAGAGAUUUUAAAGUCGCUUUGCUACAUCGACUUGUCGCGUUCGCAAUUAAACGACUGCGAGGUGAAGCUGCAAGGAUUGGAGCAUAUUUUAAAUAUCGAAAUGGUCGAAGCGUCGAUGAAGAGUAAACUGAUAAAAACGAUCUUGGAGAACGCGUCGCAGACGCCGAUUAGAAUCGUGGACCCUAUCAGAGACAUUCCGCAGAACGACGCCUCGCCGAUUCUCAGGAACAAAGUGUUUGAUCUUCCUGAAUUUUUGUGCCAUGAAAGUUGCAAUUGUUACGCGUGUACCAAUGUCUCCUAUCGCUAUUUGGUAUUCGCGAGCACGCAUAUCAGGGCCCAAUUGUACGCGUUGCAACAGAAUUAUGGAGCGUCGUUGCAGCAUUUCCACGGCGCGUUUAAAAUAAAAGACUCGAUGAACUCGGAGAGAUUCGCGUUCGAAGACGAGCGCGAAUACAUUUCUUGGCAGGACCGUUUCUACAGCACGGAUUACGUGCUCUUGUUGAUCAACUUUUCGUACCUUCUGAGAAGCUACUCGAACAGGAUGCGAGACGAAGUAACAAAUAUCGCUCGCUUGGCGAUGCGGAUAUGCGACAUGUAUAAAUUGAAAGGACAUCCCAUUUACAUGUCGGUCCAGGAACUACUGCUCGACGAACGUUUCCAAAAAAUGUGUAACAGUAUCGACUAUUCGACAUUCACAGUUCCUGACGCGUCUGACAUCGACAUAUCUAAAUAUCUACAAACACCGAAAGCCGAAGAAAGUAUUUGCAUCACGCCAGUCGUUACCAACGCUCGAAAGAAGAAACCUAUCAAUAUUCGACGGGUUCGAACGCCUCCUCUUCUGAACCUAACCAAAGUUAGCAUGAACUUCAGCGACGACGAGGACAAUGAUUCUUCGCUAUCUUCGGGACACAAGAGGACGAGGAUACACGGGAAAUUGACAAGGAGGAAAAUCCUGGACGAAGAUUAUUCGGAGGUCGCCGCUAAAACGGAAGAGAAAAAUUCAUGCGUUUCGAUGAGGGAUAUUGUAAAUAAAAUUGUACCGCUGGUGCCGGAUGUAUCCGAGCAUUUAUGCAAGACAGUCGACGAUAUAGACGAGCCUGCGACAAAUGAAAAUGUACAAAAGUUAAUCGAGAGGAUGGAAAAUCUUAAACUGAAUAUAACGCCGCAAAGAAAAAUCUGGAAAACGCGAAAUUCGAGCGACUGUAACAAAAUCGACGAAGCGAUCGCACUGUUGAAAGACUUGGAUGUUAACGAAGGAAAAAGUAACGUUGAUCUUUCCGAUAAGAAGGAGUCAACGUCUCGACAGAAUGCGACAGUUACACCUAUUAUUAAAGUGACGGAAAAUAAUGUAACUGUCGAAGAACGUAACCAAGUAGAUAAUUCGAAAAACACGAGACGAAUUACUAGAACACGUAGCGUUGUAACUAAGGAGACGAAGAAUACAAGAACUAGGAAAUCUAAAGAAUGUAAAUGAUAAUGCCUAUGUAAUGAUAAUAACACUGCCUAUAUGUAUUUAUAUGAAUAAUUGAGAAGUUGUAAUUUUAUACAUUUUGUAAAGAAUGAAUAAGUAUUGUUGCGAAUUUAAAGAAAGUACUGUAAUCUUUGCGAGUUUAUAUUUUUGGUAUAAUAAAACGUGAAAAUAAAUGAUUGUUUUUGUUAAUAAACAAAAUGGAUCGUACCGUGCUUAAAAAUAUAUAAUUUGUUAUUCGAAGAAUUUCUGGUUUCGUACAGUCGAUGUUCCGUGGAAGUUCCUAGAAUUUUAGAAAAUAUUUAUUAAAAUAUUUCACAUAUAUACACGUUGAGUAUAAAAUAUUAGGAGUUAAAAUUACUUAAUGGUAUUACAAAUGUAGAUUUCUAUCUUAUCCUACCAAUUAGUUUCUCUACACCUAUUAUACUUUAUAAAUAAUAACCAUAUUUCUUCCAAUUAAAUAUUUUACAAGCAUUCAUUUAACCUUUUUCGAAAAGAAAUUUUUCUUCGUAAAUUUGUUUACCAUUCUAAGUAUCACACAAAUGUUUACUGUUACGCAGUAUGGCCGAUAAUAAUAAAUAAAUUUUUGCAUUAUCACCUAAAAACGGAAAAGUACGUAAUUCAUUUUUCAUCGAAUGGAGAAUCACUCGUAGAAAAUUGUAUCGAAGGCUCGAUUGCAGAAAUAUAAUUUCAUAUUAUAUGCUACGAUAGUUAUCUAUGAAAAAGAAACUCGAAACUUUUGUUCCUCGUAAUAAACGAAACAUUAAAUCAAAUAUUUCUUCGAUUAAUUUAAUUAAUUCAUUUGUAUUGGUUCGUGUCUCAUGCUAUACGCAUUUCAAAGUAAAAGAUCAAGAAUUUUAUAUUACAAAUCGAUACAAUUCUUCGAUACGAUUGAUCAAUGUCACCGAUAAUCUGGUCAAACUAUACAAAUUUAGAAGUAAAUGUAGAAUAUUGUUAUAUACUCGCGUUAUACGGUGGUAUGUUCUCAUUGUUGGAAUAAAUUUUAAAAAAUAUAUUGUCCACAAAGAAUAUUUCUCCU
Molecule: messenger RNA, 5582 nt
Organism: Hylaeus anthracinus
Lineage: Eukaryota; Metazoa; Arthropoda; Insecta; Hymenoptera; Colletidae
Exons: 7
Coding region: 101-4549 (1482 amino acids)
Source: RefSeq, a predicted model, not a curated record